AUGGAGCAACACGAAUUAGCCACCACCCGCUCAUAUAAAGAUACAACUUGCGCCGUCGAUGCCGCAUCGCCAUCCCUCAGGGAGCUCGCUGUUCCUGCGACAGACCCCAGCCAUGCUGGUCAAAAGGAAAUGGCCGAGCAGACCCAAAUCAAGCGAUUAUUCAGCUUCACACAGAUAUUCUUCUUCUCACUCACGUUCAUGUCGAGUUGGGAGAGUCAGGCCUUGAACCUGAACGCUGUGCUCACCAACGGAGGUCCGGAGGCGCUGGUGUGGGGGAUCGUAAUUGUGGUCUUUGGAGCCCUGGCGCAAUCGGCCUCGUUGGCAGAGAUGGCCUCAAUGCAGCCUAUUGCAGGUGCGCAGUAUCACUGGACGCAUCAUCUGGCACCUCCGAGCCAGCGGAAAUUCAUAACCUGGAUGCAGGGUUGGAUCACCUGGUUUGCAUGGGUGUCGCUUCUCGCCGGUGUAGCCAACACGACGGCGACGAUGAUACAGGGGCUAGCCAUUGUCAAUUACCCUGACUAUGACCCAAAGCGAUGGCACAUUACCCUCAUUAUCUUUGCAAUGCUGAUCGUGGAAGGACUGAUGAACAUGUACACCUUCUGGCUGAUUCCUUGGAUUGAGCUGUUAGCCGGAGUGCUUCACGUUGUCAUGUUCAUCAUAUUCCUGGUCGUUUUUGCUGCGCUAGCUCCACGACACACUGCCGACUACGUGUUCUUGACAACCCAGUCUGAGUCAGGCUGGACGGAUAAAUUUAUUUCAUGGAACAUUGGACUGUUAACACCGACCUGGGGAUUCGUCGGAUUCGACGGGGCGGUACAUAUGAGCGAAGAGGUCCGCCGAGCGCGCCAGGCGGUCCCACGGUCGAUCUUCUGGACGGUUGCCACCAACGCCGUUCUGGCCUAUUCAAUCGUGAUCUGCACUCUGUUCACGAUGGGGCCCAUCGACAAGGCCCUGGAGGCCAGCUUUCCCAUUAUCGCCAUCUGCGAGCACGCGACAGGAUCCGUCAAGACCGCCACGGCAAUGGUGUGCGGUCUCUUGGUCAUUUCCUUGUCCGUCAAUCUGGCCAGUAUUGCGUCGGUCUCGCGGCUAACUUGGGCAUGGGCACGAGAUGGCGCGCUUCCUCGGUGGUUCUCAUAUGUGGAUCGUAGACACAAUGUGCCCGUUCGCGCAGUGUGGCUUCCCGUGUUCAUCGUUAUGGUCCUCGCGUGUCUCAAUAUCCCUAGCUCUGCCGCAUUUGGGGCCUUUGUCGCCUUGUCUUCAAUUGGUCUGUUCGUAUCCUACUUCAUCGCCAUCAGUUGCAUGGUCUUGAAUCGAUUCCGCCAGGAUGGAGUGCCCGUGGGCACCUGGAACAUGGGCCGAUGGGGACUUCCCGUCAACAUCUUCGCCCUUAUUUACACCGCGUAUGUGACUAUCUGGCUGUGUUUCCCUGCGUAUCGGCCUGUGACGGGGGAGAAUAUGAACUACGCGUUGCCAAUUUUUGGUGGCACGACGUUGUUUGCUUUUGUGUACUGGUUUCUCCGCGGCCGGAGACACUGGCCUGGCUUGAAUAAGAAUAUUGUGCGGUUGGUCGUUGAGGGUGGAGAAUUGCAGUUGAAGUAG
Aspergillus tanneri is the source of this 1599-nucleotide messenger RNA. RefSeq lists its product as uncharacterized. Gene Ontology annotation, molecular function: transmembrane transporter activity. Lineage: Eukaryota; Fungi; Ascomycota; Eurotiomycetes; Eurotiales; Aspergillaceae. Gene Ontology annotation, biological process: transmembrane transport. Bases 1 to 1599 code for a protein of 532 amino acids. The transcript is spliced from 6 exons. The record is from RefSeq and is a predicted model, not a curated record. Gene Ontology annotation, cellular component: membrane.